AUGUGAUUUUCUAAGGAAAGAACACAGAGCAGAGCUGAGAAAAACUGGGAUAAGUCAUGAGAUGUACAGUAGCUCAGAAAAAUGGUUCCCACCAGUUAACAGAGCCGGAGCACGACUCGGUUUCAGUUUCCAGUGUUACGUAAUGCAGAUAGGGAAUGUCUGGAUAUGACUGAAUAGCAGUGUGACUUUUUCAGGUUUUUCAUCCAGCUGUAUGUUUUACGCUGUGUCAUACCUGACCACACACACACACACACACACACACAAACACACCCACACACACACAACCAUUCACAUGCCCCCUCACAUGCUUUAGCUACACUAUAUAAGAAAGGCAGGUCAAUAGAGAAGAUACGACUACCUGACAUCCGAGCUCUGAUUCGUCUGAAUGGACGCUAUGGACGCUGUGCCGUACCUCUUGGCUUUUGGACUUUACAUCCUAUGUUCUCUUUUUCUACUGCUUUACCCUCAGAUUCUCCACAAGAAGAAACAGUUAGCAUUUCAAUGCAGACACAUUUCCCACAGAGGAGGUGCCGGAGAGAAGAUAGAAAACACUAUUGAGGCUUUUACACAUGCAUUGGAAGCAGGAACUGACAUGCUGGAACUGGACUGUCAUCUAACCCAGGAUGGCUGUGUGGUCGUGUCCCAUGACAAGAACCUUGGGAGACAAACUGGAUACAAUAUUGAAAUCUCGUCCCUGAAAUUACAGGAGUUGCCGCCCUAUAAAGAAAAGCUGGAGGUCACAUUCUAUGUCGGGCACUACAGCACAGGCCAGGACCGGAAAUUUGCUCCGCUGGAGGACGUCUUCAUGAAGUUCCCUCAAAUGCCCAUCAACAUCGAGGUCAAGGAAAACAAUGACACGCUCAUAGAAAAGGUCUCCUCUCUAGUGAAGAAGCACAACAGAGAGAGCAUCACCGUCUGGGCCACUGAAGACUCCGACAUCAUGAGAAAGUGCAGGAAACAGUGCCCUGCCAUGCCCUACAGCUUCACCAUGAGACGAGGCCUCCUCCUCUUGGUGCUGUUCUACACCGGCCUUCUGCCCUUCGUGCCUCUGGGAGAGAGUCUGCUACAGUUCUACCUGCCCAGCAUAAUCAACAGAACCUAUAUUCCAGAAGAAACCUUACUGAAGAAAAGAUUUGUGAUCUUUCUUAUGGAAAAACUGACCAUGAGAAAGUCUCUAUUUAACCACUUGGUGAAGCGUGGAAUGCAGGUACAGCUGUUUGUGUGUAACGAGGAGAAAGACAUGGAAGCCGCCUUUUCAGUCGGCGCCACAGGAGUGAUGAGCGACUACCCCACCGUCCUGUCAGAGUACCUUCGAAAGCAUCCCAUCCCUCCCACAAAAUAACACUCUCCUCUAUACUCCAUACCAUCCAUGUUAAACUAUUUCUAAUUUUUUUAAGAAAAAGAUCUUUCAUAUAGUUUCAUAAUUGACAACAAGUCAACUGCAUAGCA
This is a messenger RNA of Pygocentrus nattereri (red-bellied piranha), 1449 nucleotides long. RefSeq names its product glycerophosphodiester phosphodiesterase domain containing 3b (gene gdpd3b). The transcript has 10 exons. Gene Ontology annotation, biological process: glycerophospholipid catabolic process. Gene Ontology annotation, cellular component: endoplasmic reticulum membrane. The record is from RefSeq and is a predicted model, not a curated record. NCBI's taxonomy places the organism in Eukaryota, Metazoa, Chordata, Actinopteri, Characiformes, Serrasalmidae. Gene Ontology annotation, molecular function: phosphatidylcholine lysophospholipase A1 activity; phosphoric diester hydrolase activity. Bases 386 to 1342 code for a protein of 318 amino acids.